This is a messenger RNA of Sphaerodactylus townsendi, 1834 nucleotides long. RefSeq names its product proline rich and Gla domain 2 (gene PRRG2). The record is from RefSeq and is a predicted model, not a curated record. Bases 221 to 826 code for a protein of 201 amino acids. The transcript has 7 exons. NCBI's taxonomy places the organism in Eukaryota, Metazoa, Chordata, Lepidosauria, Squamata, Sphaerodactylidae. Gene Ontology annotation, cellular component: extracellular region. Gene Ontology annotation, molecular function: calcium ion binding.
CUUUCAACGCGGCAGGUGCUUUCUUUUUUUCCCGCACUCUGUCUGGAACACCAAGGACUGAGGAUACAUCCUUUUUCUUUUCAACCUUCAACAUGUGGAUUCUCUUCUAGUGGCUCACAUCUAGCCUUCUACAGAGGGGGAACUAGGGCUAUUGGAAACAGCCUAAUAUUCCAACCCAGAAUACCUGGUUUACACCCACGAUUUCCGUACAGGGCGUGCUAUGUGGUACCAUCCAGGGCUUCUGUUGUUCCAAGCCGUAACCUUCAGUCUCGCUGGUUCUCUCUGGAGACAGUCUACAGACCCGCAAGAUCAAGUGUUCCUGGAUGGGUCUGCUGCCCACAAAUUCCUGAGCCGUAAACUCCUUUAUAAUCACUGGGAUUUCGAGCUGGUUGUCCCAGGUAACCUGGAGCGCGAAUGCGUAGAGGAAGUCUGCAACUUUGAGGAGGCCCGAGAAGUCUUUGAGGACGACUUAAAAACAAGAGAAUUCUGGGAGUCCUACCCACACAAUGGGAGAGGAGGAGCAAGACAGCCAGGUGUGGACGUGGCUGGCUUGGUGGCAGGUCUUAUAGCAGCGCUGGUAUCCAUAGUCAUGUUUGGGAUUGUGGCUAUGUAUUGUUUCAAAUACCGAGCGAAGCAGAGGAGCCAAUCCAGGAUUGAGGAGCACCUCUACCCAGAGAUACCUCUAGCCUGUUAUAGUGAGGUGCCAAAGCCAGAGACUGCACCUGGACUUCCAUCUUACGAGCAAGCGUUGGCAUUUUCAGGUGUGCACGAUGCACCUCCCCCACCUUACAACAGGAGUAGCACCAAUGCAACCCCACCCACCUGAGUUGUCCACAGCAGGAUCAACAUUCCCGGAAGAGAUAUCCCUCCCCCCGCCCCCCAAUAUUUGCACAGAAGACAUUGCACUUCCAUAUGGAACAUAGCUGGGGGGGACUUAUGUGAACAUGUGGCAUUGUUGUGAGUGACUGAGCAUGUAUGUUGGGAAUGCAUGGAAGGUAUGAAGAAAAUUAUCUAAUAAGAUUUUAUACAAUGGGGAAAACCUGUCUGGGAGGGCUCGUGCUAGACAGCAAACAACGGCUGACAAAGCGGUGCGCAUACUAUAUUAAGCAAGACGUUACAGAGAAGAAAAUCUGAAAUUGCAAAGAUUAUUGGUACGUCUAACGGCUGUAAAACCUGCAAGAAAACGAAUCAUCGGAAUUACAGCUACAAAAUCCGAAAUGUGCAGGGAACAUCCUUUCCUACUGCUUAUUUUGUGAAUAAGGCUGUUUGCAUCUGCAUUUUUCUAUAAUGUCUUUGGUGUGCAAGAAUCACUCCAUGUGGGGUGGGGAGUGUACAGGAUAGACAACCUUGCUCAUGGCUGGUAAAAUAACUUUCCAGGAUUCUGGAGUUUGGAGCAAGAAUCUCAUCCCCUGUGACUGGGAUCUAAUCAAGUAUACUAUGACAGGCUAUCUGUACUCCAAGAUCUUCAGGCGCAGAAGGAACUAGGACAUGUAACUUGACUGCUGUCUGCAAGCCCAGAAGGAGAAGAGGUCAGCAACCAGCGCCCCCACCCCCACCCCGGUUCAUCAUGCCUGGCUCCGAUACCAGUGAAAAGCACCUCUCUUCCAGCUACAUAUUGCUCAGAGUGGGGCCGAAGGAAGAAAAGGCACAGCCACGCAUUCUUUUAUCAUCCCUGCACCAAGACCUCACUAAUACUGAUAUUGGAACUGAUAUCCAAAGUGGUUUGCAGCAAUUAAAUGGAUGGGACACUGAUUUCUGGUCAGCAUUUUGGGGGGUCUGAAAAGUGGAGUAAAAUUGCAGUGAUGUAAUAAAGGCUCCUGAAAUUGACAGACAA